This is a messenger RNA of Nematostella vectensis (starlet sea anemone), 3178 nucleotides long. Its product is annotated as QRFP-like peptide receptor. The record is from RefSeq and is a predicted model, not a curated record. The coding region runs from base 954 to 2162 and encodes 402 amino acids. Gene Ontology annotation, cellular component: membrane. NCBI's taxonomy places the organism in Eukaryota, Metazoa, Cnidaria, Anthozoa, Actiniaria, Edwardsiidae. Gene Ontology annotation, biological process: G protein-coupled receptor signaling pathway. The transcript has 4 exons. Gene Ontology annotation, molecular function: G protein-coupled receptor activity.
ACAUACCGUAUUCCAGAUAAGACAGUAAAAAAUGGGUUAUUGCUUAUACAUUCAACUUUUGAAGUAAUGUUUUAAUUGGAGGAUCUCAACACUCAAAUUUUUGCACCUUAGUUUUGAGUUGUUUUAUGGACUCUUUUCAAUUACACUUGAACUAAUCCUCAUUUGGAAACAUUUUUAACGUUAAAACCCGGCAUAUGAGAGUGUUUUCUAGAGAAAGUUCCGGUAAAAAGGAAGAGAGAAUAUUUUUAGCUUGUCUGACAUCUAUAACGUCAAUUUCCUUUAGUUGUUACAUGAAUGUCAUGCAGAGAAAAUACGUAGUUUGAAGCUUUUAGUUAGUGUCAUCAUUUCUCGCCCUACUUUAGCGAUGUUUAACCAAGCCAAACACGUUACUGAGAUAGGAGUAGAGGAGUGAAAGUCAGCACUGAGUCCCGACUCCACUAUAUAGACUCCCGAGACCACACCAUACGUACAUUUCUGUUAUUUUUGUUGCCUAAAAAGUUUCCCAAUUUCAAGGUAUAAAAAGCGAAAAUAGCAAUUGUGCAAACACGUCUUCAAUUCACUUUUCUACAGAAGGAAGCUUUUUGAAAAUGUGUCAGUGUAGAGUGACAUUAUAAAUGGCAGGUGCAUAUGGAUUAAGCGAACAGGUUAUUGACAAACGCUUGCGCUAAAGACACACAGAUAAGAAAAAAGCGCGAGAAAAUUUUUGUUGGGCCGGAUAGCUCACUUGCUACCAUCAGCAGUGGCAAUUAUUUUACCAUUAUUGAUAUUGUAACGAAAAUUAGCAUGCGUUCGUGAAGCGCAAAUUGCACAAGUUUUGAGAGAGUACUUUACUGACCGUUAGGCACCGAACAGCACCAUAGAGAUAGAUUACAGUGUAGCGAGGGCAGACCAGACGUAUAAUAGUCUGGCGUUGUCCCAAAACCUACAAAAUACGCUGCACUGAAGCAGCAGGCAUGAUCAACUCAACAGUGAGCGCGGGCAAUUCCACCAGCAGCCCUGGUCUGACGUCACCAAUGCGCGGUGGUCUGAUCUUCAUCUACGUCACGACUCUGGUGAUGGCGUUGCUAGGCAACGCGUUAAGUCUGCUGGUCGUGUAUCGCAGGCGCUGCUGUAAAAACACGAUGAAUGUGAUGAUUGCAAACAUGUGCGUGGCGGACAUGUUGGUGGUAGUAGUGGUCAUACCUUUCAUGCUCAGCUACAUCCACAAGGAGGAGAAAUGGCAGCCAGGUGUGUGGGGGGACGUCACGUGCAAGUUAUCGCACUACACCUCCGUAGUGUCCAUCGCCGCAUCCAUCCUCACAAUCCUCUUCAUCUCCUGUGAACGCUACAUCGCCAUCUGUCAUCCAAUGAGAGGCCACUUUCUGCGCAUGCCCAGGGUCAUCACAACACUAAUCUGGCUUCUGGCGCUAAUCCUCAUGUCACCCUAUCUGAUCAUCUACAAAAAUGUCUACGUCAACGGCACGUGGUAUUGCACUGAAGAUUUCGGCGACUCCAGAUCAAUGCCUAUGUAUCUGCGCAUCCACUACCUUGUACUCUUCAUCCUUCUGUAUGCCUACCCAAUAAUGAUGAUUGGUGCGCUCAACUCAGCCAUCAUCUGCCGCCUCACACGCCACAGGAUGCCUGGGGAGGAGCAGGUGGCCGGACAGCAGUCGCAUUCGCGGGCUCAAGCUGCCAAGAGCAGGCGCAAGGCAGUGCGAAUGUUAUUCAUCCUGGUGGUGGUGUUCGCUGUGUGUUGGCUUCCUACACACCUUAUGCACCUUUUCAUCACUGAGCGCCGGGACAUCCUCGUCUCUUUACCCCGAUACCUGCCUUUCCUGUUGUUCUGGUUUGGCUACUUCAACUCAGCAUUGAACCCCUGCAUUUACGUGCUCUUCAGCGCAAACUUCCGCCGCGACCUCAAACUUCUGAUCAUGCCGUCCGAGAGAACCAAAACUGCCGUGACCGUAAAGAUGACCAUGUCCGACCGGUCCGGGAGUGGAGGAGGGAGUGGAGUAGGGAGAUUCGUACGGCGCUGGAGUGGAAGGUCAUCGACUAGAGGUCACAGUAGCUCCGAGUCUCCCGCGGCCAAGGACGCCGUCAUGGCGUGCGUGCAGUUGAAUGGAGUCAAUAGGAGCGACGAGAGACGAGACGGACAGGACGACGAGGAGGUUUUGUUUGAUUAAAUCGAACAUCGUCGACAGCAAUGGAAAAUAAUGGGCUUUUAAAUUGGCGCUUAAUACAAAAAAUAUCAUACUCUGUUUGUAUUUAACACAACACUGUGUCCAAGAAAUGACGCCACCUAAACAAAGUCUACAUAAAGUUUUCAUAUUUAGGUACAAUUCACCAGUAAUCCGAUUUAUUAUAUGGCUACGAUAGUACGCGCGCUGUGAUUGGCUAAUUUUUAGUCGUGACUAACUACUUACUAACCGAGAGUGACCUCGCAAAGCCUCGGUCGAUACGCCAAAGCCUCAGUUUGAUAUUUCCCGGCAUGACCGAACGGUCGAGGUUAGUAUGGCUUUUUAAAAUAAAAAUGACAAGAAAACAAAUCAACUUUCGCUCUCGCCCGAAUAUCGAUUAGUUUAUCGAUCGAUUUAAAAAAGGCGGGAAAACAAGGAACACUCGCGCGCUGCCAAAUCAAAGAUGUAAAUGAGUGACAAGAUUCAACAACAUGUAAUUGGUAGUAAUUGGACGACUCUUGGAAGCUACAGGUUUUAUCAUAGGUGAAGUUGAUCCAAACGAUAACAAAGAAAUCUGAGUUGUCAGUUUUCACGGCAUGAAUAUACUGUUUAGUUCGAAAAAUCCACGGUAUGUAGAGCAACCUCGUUCCCAGGGUCUUCUGGGUAAUUUUCAAUAUGGCGUCUAGCUGAAGAAGACCCUGGCCUCACAAAGCCUCGGUCGAUACGCCAAAGCCUCAGUUUGAUAUUUCCCGGCAUGACCUCACUUUCGAUUUAGUAGGUAUAGUUAGUGGUUAUUUUUGUAUAGUAAGUGGUUAUGUUUUUAGAUGAACGGUGACUGCGUAUUAUGGCUAGACUGUGUAUAUAUAAUAUAUGAUAUCCAAGCAUGUUAAGGCACCGCUGUGUGUAUAUAUAUAUAAUAUCCAAGCAUGUUAAGGCACCGCUGUGUAUACAUAAUAUAUAAUAUCCAAGCAUGAUAUACUCGACUAGUAAAUAAAUCAAGGCCCAAGGCCUAAAAAAAGCAA